Bipolaris oryzae ATCC 44560 is the source of this 876-nucleotide messenger RNA. RefSeq lists its product as uncharacterized. Bases 1 to 876 code for a protein of 291 amino acids. NCBI's taxonomy places the organism in Eukaryota, Fungi, Ascomycota, Dothideomycetes, Pleosporales, Pleosporaceae. The transcript has a single exon. The record is from RefSeq and is a predicted model, not a curated record.
AUGUCUGCCAACCUCGACACUCCAGAACCGCCGCCAAUACCUCGCGCAACCCCCUCGCCACGUACAAAGCCCUUAGACCACCCAGACUAUCCUCCCGGCGAUGAUCCCAACGAGCAACAAGAGUUUGACGACACGCCGGAGGAGGACGACAUACCAUACCCCGAGCCUAAUGCUGAGCAACCCCUGCUGCCACCGCCAAACUUCCGACCCUUCUUCGCCCUGAUUGAAGACACCACAUCGGGCGAGCACUACCACCCUUAUGUCCACUAUGUCUUCGCAGACGACGAUCCUACCAUUGUCACUGCAGCCUCGAUGCGAGGCUUAGGGCUAGACGAUACAAGAUACCUUCCACAUGAUGCACCGCCUGCCGGAGAUCGGCGUCGGGGUCGGGAAGGUGAUGAAGAAGAGGUCGAAGGAGAGGAAUAUGAACAAGACCCACCAGUCGAGUCGCCAUUUCCGCCACCCAUACCAGGUGUUAAGGAACACUACCUUAUUGUCGAUGUAGGCGAAGAUGGACGCACAAUCAUGGAUGCACAGUCGCUAUCACCAGAGUGGCAGAUAAUAGACACGGGCGUGCGAACAGCUCCCUCUUUCGACGAGGACUCUCCAGAUCCAGGCUACAUGCUACGCAUAGAAGGUGUUGAGAUACCGCGGAAGAACAAAGGAAAGGCCGAAGCUGGAAUAGACAAGCUGACUGAAGCACGAGAACAACAAGGCGACAUUUUUGGGGCGUUGGAGGGGCUGGUUCAAGGUAUCGAGAGAGGCCUGGGUAUUGCGCACAAGAUAUUCAGUGCGGGGCGAAGAGAAGGCGAAGAGGGCAUACCAACAGAUGCGUGUGAGGAUGAUGCAGAAAAGCUGGUGGGUGAUGAGCAAUGA